Molecule: messenger RNA, 509 nt
Organism: Echinops telfairi (small Madagascar hedgehog)
Lineage: Eukaryota; Metazoa; Chordata; Mammalia; Afrosoricida; Tenrecidae
Gene: RPS25
Product: ribosomal protein S25
Exons: 3
Coding region: 108-494 (128 amino acids)
Cellular component (GO): cytosolic small ribosomal subunit
Molecular function (GO): structural constituent of ribosome
Source: RefSeq, a predicted model, not a curated record
UACUCUCGCUGCGUGGGGGUGUCUGGGCCUGUUCGCCGUCCGCGCUUCCUUUUUUGUCCGACAUCUUAGCGAGGCUGCUGCGGCGGUAGCUGCUCUCGAGCUUCGUGAUGCCGCCCAAGGACGACAAGAAGAAGAAGGAUGCCGGGAAGUCGGCCAAGAAGGACAAAGACCCAGUGAACAAAUCUGGGGGCAAGGCCAAGAAGAAGAAGUGGUCCAAAGGCAAAGUUCGGGACAAGCUCAAUAACCUGGUCUUGUUUGACAAAGCCACCUAUGACAAGCUCUGUAAAGAAGUUCCCAACUAUAAGCUGAUCACCCCAGCUGUCGUCUCUGAGAGAUUGAAGAUUCGUGGUUCCCUGGCCAGGGCAGCCCUCCAGGAGCUGCUGGGUAAAGGUGAGAGUGUGUUACACGCGAGUCCUAACCACGUUAACUGUCUUAUGGGUAUGUGUGGUGUUCAGCUGAAAAAUCUAAAAGCUGGAAUAGCCAAAACCCAGUAAGUGUCAGUCUUAGAG